This is a messenger RNA of Triticum turgidum subsp. durum (durum wheat), 1284 nucleotides long. The record is from the annotation of a GenBank genome assembly. Lineage: Eukaryota; Viridiplantae; Streptophyta; Magnoliopsida; Poales; Poaceae.
AUGGAAUCGGUGGAGGCGCUCGUGGCGCACAUCCAGGGCCUCUCCGGGAGCGCGGACGAGCUGGCGCAGCUCCACGGCCUCCUCAAGCAGGCCGACGGCGACGCCCUGCGCGUCCACUCCGCCGGCCUCCUGCCCUUCCUCUCCCACCUCCAUCCCGGCGCCCACUCCCUCGGCUACCUCUACCUCCUGGAUUCUUUCGUGUCGUCGUCCGCUAAUCUGAGGGCGCACGCCGGCGGGGACCUUCUUGUGACCGUGGCCGAUUUCCUCACCUCUUGCUCGGCAGACCAGAUACGCCUGGCGCCCGACAAAUUUCUGAAUGUGUGUAGGGUGCUCAAGAACGAGGUCAUGCAGCUCAAUGCGCCGAUCAGAGGGAUUGCUCCGCUGCGGGCGGCCGUCCGCAAGAUCCAGACAUCGUCAGAGCAGCUUACCCCACUCCACGCGGAAUACCUGAUGCUGUGCCUGCUGGCCAAGCAGUACAAGGCUGGCCUGAGCGUCCUGGAAGACGAUAUAUUCGAAGUUGAUCAGCCCAAGGACUUGUUCCUCUACUGCUACUACGGGGCGAUGAUAUAUAUUGGGCUGAAGAAGUUCCGUAAAGCAUUGGAGCUUCUUCACAAUGCUGUUACUGCCCCAAUGUCGUCAUUGAAUGCAAUUACUGUCGAGGCUUACAAGAAGUAUGUCCUAGUUUCACUCAUUCAGAGUGGACAGGUUCCGUCAUUCCCCAAGUACACAUCUUCGACUGCUCAAAGGAAUCUGAAAAAUCACACUCAGAUUUACGUCGAUCUGUCUACAUGCUAUGGUACUGGUAGCUACUCUGAUUUGGAGACAUUCAUCCAGUCAAAUGCAGAAGCCUUCCAAACUGAUAACAACUUUGGACUAGUGAAGCAAGUUCUUUCUUCAAUGUACAAGCGAAACAUCCAGAGGCUGACCCAGACCUACUUAACUCUUUCACUUGAAGACAUUGCCAGCUCUGUUCAACUUAACACCCCGAAAGAAGCUGAGAUGCAUGUACUUAGGAUGAUUGAAGAUGGUGAGAUCCAUGCAACGAUAAACCAGAAGGAUGGCAUGGUCAGCUUUAAUGAAGAUCCCGAGCAAUAUAAAAGUAGUGAGAUGGUGGAGCACAUUGACUCUUCUAUUCAAAGGUUGAUGGCUUUGUCCAAGAAGCUGACCUCAAUUGAUCAGAACAUCUCGUGCGAUCAUGCAUUUUUGAUGAAGGUGCAGAGUGGAAGGGAACGUGCAAGAUUCGACUACGAUGACUUCGACUCGGUUCCGCACAAAUAUUUUUGA